CCCGCAGCAGGGUCCAGCAGGGAGUGGUGGCAGCUGGAGCCCAGCGCCCCGAGAGUCUCUCGCUCUGUUUGUUUGGAAGGUGAUUUCAUCGCUCCUGGUUUCUCAGGGGCCCUGGUGGUGCUGACACCUGGCCCAGCACAACCUGCGCCUCUGCCUGGCUACUGCACAGGAAGGAAGAAAAUGGAAACUACUCUUACCUUGUUGUCUUCCCUCACCUCAAAAGAAUUAUGAUUGUUUCAUAAAACAUUUGAUCUGAAAACAUUGCUGAAAUCACAGUCAGUGCAUCGAGAUGCUCACACUGUGAAAGACAUGCAGGAACUGAGACCGACUGAGGGAACAGCAGAUUCAUGUCUCCCAUCUCACUCUCACUCCGGGGCAUAUGCUCAUUGGGUGGAAUCACCUGCACUAUUUACGGUGGGAAAUGACCACACCUAACAAGACACCACCAGGUGCUGAUCCCAAGCAGUUGGAAAGGACAGGUACUGUUCGGGAAAUAGGGUCUCAAGCUGUUUGGUCCCUUUCAUCCUGUAAGCCAGGCUUCGGAGUGGACCAGUUACGAGAUGAUAAUCUAGAAACUUACUGGCAAUCUGAUGGGUCACAGCCUCAUUUGGUGAACAUCCAGUUUAGAAGAAAAACAACGGUGAAGACAUUGUGUAUUUAUGCAGACUACAAAUCUGAUGAAAGCUACACCCCAAGCAAGAUCUCGGUCAGAGUAGGAAAUAACUUCCACAACCUUCAGGAAAUUCGGCAACUUGAAUUAGUGGAACCGAGUGGGUGGAUUCAUGUUCCUUUAACUGAUUCUCAUAAGAAGCCUAUUCGCACAUUUAUGAUUCAGAUUGCUGUUUUAGCCAAUCAUCAGAAUGGAAGAGACACUCACAUGAGACAAAUUAAAGUGUACACCCCAGUGGAAGAAAGCUCUAUUGGUAAAUUUCCUAGAUGUACAACAAUUGAUUUCAUGAUGUAUCGCUCUAUAAGAUGAAUUGUCUUAUGAAGAAAGAAUAAAAGUGAUUUUGUUAUCAGUUUUGUUUCAAAUGUCUUUUCCUGUUAAAAAUGUGACAGGACUUACUCUUGUGGAAUUCUCUCUCUAUAACUUUAAUUUUUGUGUGUGUAACUUUAACCUGUUUUGAGUUGUGCUGUUUUUUGAUUUCUAAUCUGCUUUUGAUAGUCACAUUUUCUGUUAAUUGUGUUUACAAAAGCUGUAGGAGGUUUUUAGAUUUUCAAAAUGUGUAUAAAAGAACUUUCUCCUUUGCUACGAAAUGGAUAACCAUGGUUCACAUAACAUGUAUAUUCUUUUUUUCCAGGUCGUUUCUCCAUUUGUUGAUAAUGUAUUAGAAUACUUCAUGGCAUGACUGCAUAUUUUGCUUGGGUCCAUCCAAAAAAGCCGUGUUUUAAUUAGGUGUAUUUUUAAUGGAUUAUUACUACUGUAUUUUUUUCUGGGUACGGGAUGUUCAUUCUUUUAAGAGGGAUCUUUAUGUCUUUGAAAUGACUCCAUUGUGGUAUUAUGCAUGUCUUGUUUCUGGUGAGAAAUGUGUUUAACUGGGUUUUUAUUCUAAUAGGUCUCAAUGUAGGUUUCAUUUUUCUGUAUAACUGAAAAAAUUGAAAUCUAGAAGGAAAGUGAAUAUUUCUAACUGUAUUUUAUGUUGUCCUGUCAUUACAGAUAUAAUGUAACCAUUACAUCACUGUAAUGUAACAAUAGACAUUCCAGGAAUGCACAGGCAACAUUCCUUAGCAUUGCUUCCUAGCACCCUUUAAAGUCCCAUGGAUCACAUAAAAUAGUAAGAAUUCAAAUAAAAAUCUGUAUAAAUCUGA
Molecule: messenger RNA, 1809 nt
Organism: Gopherus flavomarginatus (Mexican gopher tortoise)
Lineage: Eukaryota; Metazoa; Chordata; Testudines; Testudinidae
Gene: ANAPC10
Product: anaphase promoting complex subunit 10
Exons: 7
Coding region: 380-979 (199 amino acids)
Biological process (GO): protein K11-linked ubiquitination; anaphase-promoting complex-dependent catabolic process
Cellular component (GO): anaphase-promoting complex
Source: RefSeq, a predicted model, not a curated record